Coccidioides immitis RS is the source of this 375-nucleotide messenger RNA. RefSeq lists its product as uncharacterized. Lineage: Eukaryota; Fungi; Ascomycota; Eurotiomycetes; Onygenales; Onygenaceae. The transcript is spliced from 3 exons. The record is from RefSeq and is a predicted model, not a curated record. Bases 1 to 375 code for a protein of 124 amino acids.
AUGUGCUCGCAAGCAUAUAUAAAAGGCUGUCACUGUGCAAACCCCUUGCUGGAAGCCAGUGGCAAUCUUGUUUACAAGUUGUACAUAGUUGCCAGAAUACAGACCUUUUACCUCGCGUACUCUUUUCCAUGUAUAUUCCUCCUAGAGAUUCAUUGUCACGCUGAUCCACACUGGGCAAAGGCCACGAUUUUGAAAAACCGUGGCCUGAAGCGUUGGCUCAUGGCAUCCAAGGUGAAGGAGGGUGAUGGAAAACCCCCUGGGCAGAAGAUCCCUGAUUCGGGUCUUCGACCCCAAGGCACCAGACGACGCAGAACCGGUUUGGGAAUGGACAAAAGAGGUGGAGUAUGGCACGGGUCGCGUCCCAAAGGAGUGUAG